UAUCUGCCUGUGCACGCGCGUAAGUGUGUGCGUGUCUGCGUUCUUACAGAUUGAACGCGGAGGUGCACCUGACCGUAAACGGAGACAAGCAGCCCAUCAUUCCUUUUUAAAGCCACUUGAGAGCCUGACCAAGACAAUGGAUUUUAAAGGUGAUAUUCAUACAAAUGGAACACCCAAAUCUGGCCAAGACAGUCUGGUAAAGAAAGAUCAUUUGGCUACCACAGGAGCAAGUUUUGAAAUGAAAAUGGGAGACCCUAUAGAUAAAACUGGUGGGAAAAAAGAAGACACCAGCAUAAUUUCUGGAUUGUCUGUAGGACAGAUUGGGAAUCAGUGCCAGGGUUCUCUGGGGGAAAAUGGUUUUGGCCAGACCCGUAAAACAGAUAUGUUUGCAGGUCUCACUCAGCAAGGAAUGAAUCCAAGUGCUAAUAUGAAUAUGGGACUGCCCCCCUUUCAGUCUUCUAAACCGCCCACAAUGGCUGAAUCUCAGAUGACAUCAAUUCUACCUUCUAAUGAACCGUCAAAACCACUCCUGGCACCCAAUAAACCAUCUGACACAAUCACUCACAAUAUCUUGGACAAACCUGCAGAGGAAUGCUCCUUGACAGGUCAGGCCAUGCUCACCCAUUCCCCCAACAAGGCAGAGCAAAGUCUCUCAGAACCUUUGGGUUACCAAGGGGUUCCACAUAAAGAAGCCACAUCAAAUGAAGGGUCAGAUGAGGCUGUACAGCAGAAGAAAAUGAAAUGUGAAACUACUGAAGAAGCAUAUAGUCUCUUGGAAUGCCUCAGAUCUCCUGAGAAAACCCAGUCUAAAAGCUCAAACCAAGAAGACUCAGCCCCUGAUAACGGUGAGAGCUGGAAGAGUGAAAUUCGAGAGUGGGGUGGUGGACGAAUCCAGGCAAAGAAAACUAAGACCAGAAUGAAGCUCCCUGAAGAGUGGGCCAAUAUACCAGAUUCAGCUACACUUCAAUUGGCCAUCGCAUCAACAAUAAUUCAGGAGAAUACCAUCUUACUGACUAACAACCCUGGUAUAUCUCAGAGCCCAAAUCUUACCUCUGGCCUUGAAGCAACUGCACAUGCCAUCUCUGGGCAAUUUGCAAACAACAAAACCUUCCAGAACAAUUCAUCUUUAAGUGGUCCCUCCCCAUCAGACUCUUCCAGCUUUGUAGUAAGCCAAAAUACUGCAGGUCCUACUUCCCUCACUUCUCAAACAAAGCACCAGGAACCACCACUGGCAAAGUCCCACCAAGUAAAAGAAGACACUACUGCAAAAGAGAAGAUAGAGAAAAUGGACACUUCUUCAAAGGCAGAUAUUAUAAACACACCUGAAAACACAGAGAAGGCUGACACCAAGAAAGUGGACAAUGUGGGCAGGAUCCAGGAGAAAGAGAAACAGGACUGUAAAACGGAGAAAAAUGGAAAACUUGAGAAAGUGAAUAAUACUGAAGAGAUAAAAAAGGACAUGAAGGAGGAGAAGAAGAAUGGUGGUGAAAAAGUGGAUAAGACAGUCAAGAAUGAGAAGAAUGUAAAAGCUGCCAAGGAGACCAGCAAAACCACUGCAUCUAAUGGAACUAAAGAUUUGAUCAGUCUUGAUAAAGUUAAGUCCAACAAACAGAAUUUGUCAAAACCAAGUUCACAUGUAACUGGAGAAAAUUCUGGCAUCACCUCCAAUUCAGCAAAUAAAAAAGGCCCUGUGGCCAAGAAAACAUCUCCUACUGGCACCAAGAAGCCUCCUGGCAUCAUUUCGUCCCAUUUGGCAAAGACCUCUGAGAACAAUACUUCAGCCCAGAGGAAGCCUCCAGUUCCAAAGUUUAAUGGGGCAUCAGCUCCAAAAGGCUCUGCUGGCACCAAGACCAGUACCUCCACAGUUAAACCCUCACUGAUGAAGACCUCUACAAAUGCAACUAGUGCAGCAUCAACUGAUGGAGCCCCUCGGCCCUCCCGCAUCACCAAACCUCCUGUGCCCAAACAGGUGCCCCAGACAAAGAAGCCCCCAGUGCCACGAGCACCACGCAACACUCGAAUCUCUAACACACCCAUGCCUGAUCUAAAGAAUGUGUCCUCAAAGAUUGGUUCCACAGGCAACAUGAAGUACCAGCCCAGUGGAGGAAAGGUUCAGAUAGUACACAAAAAAAUGGACUUCAGUCACAUCACCUCCCGCUGUGGCUCCAAGGACAACAUCAAGCACAUCCCCGGAGGAGGAAAUGUUCAAAUUCUGAAUAAAAAAGUUGAUUUAGGCAAAGUCUCUUCAAAAUUUGGCUCCAAGGACAACAUUAACCACAAGCCAGGUGGUGUUAAUGUAAAGGUUGAGUCCCAGAAGAGCAAAAUCAAGACCAAAACAGGAUCAAGGGAUGAUGUGAGCCAAGAGCCAGGAGGUGAUCAUUCUGAGAAUUUAGAAACUCAACAGAAAUCCGAACAAAGCCCACCUGCUCCAAACCCACCCAUUCAGACCAAUGAAGGGGUGAAGGAGACGGUACCCACUCCUGCACCCUCUGAAGGACAGGGACUCUGGAAUUCUUCAAGUCAAGACAAACACAUCUCUGCCACCAAUUGAAUCCUACAGGCUGGGCUUCCAAGAGGAUGCACAAGCUUACACGGAACCGUGGCACCAGUAUCAUCUCCUGGUCCCUUCCCGAGUGGCAGCCACCUUUCACCCACAAUGCAUUUGCAGUGUUUCUCUGAGCUCCACAGUCUCCUUCGUCUCAACCUAGCCUUGUUGCACAUAGUAGUUGGAAACGGGCUCGAAACCAGCACACUAGCAGAACAACAUGUCACACCAUUAUCAGUUACUUUUGACUUCUUUGACCAUUUUCUCUGUUUCCUCAGAUACACACAGAUUGGAUCUCAAUACAAGGCUUCAGCAGGUUUGUAGUCUCAUGGUUUUAGAGCUAGCUUGGUUUAAAUGUGCAGUGCUGGAUGAAAGCUGUAUUAGUUUUAUACUAACUAUACAGAAACAUGCAAGCUUAUACAUACCUUUCUAUUUCAAGGGUCAAAUUAAUCAAACAUAAUUACAGCAUCAGCUGGUCUAAUUAAGCCUAAGACUGAUGCCUGGCUCAAAAUAUUUUGCUGUCAUUUAACAAAAUGUGUAUGUCUAAAUUAUAUGCGAAGACACAUGAAUCUACCAGACUAAAAUUACAAUAUUAUAUAAACCCCUGGUUUAAAGUGAGUCAGUAUUACUCUGCACAUCUUCCAGUGGAAACUCCUAAGCAUUCAUUGAAAAGCCUGUAUAACACGCAUGCAACUGUAUGUUUAAUCCAUCUAAAAUGAGUAAAUUACAUCACUCCUUUGUCUGACUUGUGAGACUGUUAGAUUGUUAAUAUAAUGUGUUUGCACAGCUUGAGGUCAAAUCACUUGCCAACAUUUGUGGUAAUGAGUAGGUAAGCUCUUAAAAUGCAAGAACACACACUUGUCAAAAAUGAACAUAUAUACCAUAGUUCAGUGUACUGACAAAAAAUACACAGCUUAUUUAGGGUAUUAGAAGAAACCAGAGCUGAGGCAGGACAUUUGCAUAUAACAGGGAAAUAAUUUAACCAUGCAAAGCUCCUCCUUUUCACUUGCUCAAAUUGGAUUUUCUGUUUCUGAAAUAGCCAAGCAUGUGACUCUCUUAGAAUUCAGGUUAUUCAUUUAAGAACAUUCAACCAAAUGUACCACAAUGAAUAUUUUAAUAUAUUUCAUUUUAGCUCUAAGCCCCCCCCCACACACAUAUACACAACCGAGCAUGCUGGAUGCUUGAUAGUGCUGGAAUUUGAACUCCAAUCAAUCUGAAGUCUAAAAUUCUUCAUAUAAGAAUUCUUAAUAUAAAAUUCUAAUAUUCUAAAAAUAGCUGACUUUUUGGAAAAAAUACCAUACCGAGAUGCUACAAUCAUCAAAGCUCAUUUCCCAUCUGUGACGAAAUUUCCACACCCAUCACCUCCUUGUAUCCUCCUAACAUUUAAACACAGCCUACCAAAGAGGGUCCUGGUUAUCUAGCACAAAGCAAAAUCAUACAUCCUCAAACUUCUCCCCACAUGCACAUUAAACCUGCAUGUCGUGCUGAGGGUGUGGUCUUAUACAAAAAUUUUACUUGUGCUUAAAUAUCACUUUCUUCAAAAUGUUAAGUAUCGUUUAUCCAGCUACAGUGUAAGCAUCUAGCGAAUUAAAUCAGGCCAGGUAAUGUGAAUGAGGUCUUGCAAAGAGGAUUUGCCCUUUCAAGAUAGUUGUAUUAAUUAAUGCAAGCCUCUGAACGCAAGCCUGUGAAUAUAAUUAGUAACAUUUAUAUUCAAUACUGUGUGUACAUGCCUUUGUGCCUAGUGUGAAGUGUGUGAACAGUGUAUGAACAGUGUGCAACAGUCAUAUGUAUUCAUGCAUACAGUCAUACUCUCUUACUUUAAAUUAUCUCAAGCAUAAGGUCUACUAAUAGCUACAUCUCCAAACCAAACUAACCACUUCUUAUACAGUUCCACUGGCAAGUGAAAGACAAUGUAAAGGUUUUAAUUUAUGAUUAUAAAUUAUACACUAUAUACUGUAGAGCAUUUUUGGUGAGUGCAUUACCACCAGAAGGCUGCAGAAGGCACAAGGAACUGUAAUGUCCUGAAGGUUAAUAAAUAUGACAAGACAAUCCAUUUCUUUUUGGUAUUUUAUAGUGUGUUUUGUAGCGCAGAAAACUUAAAGUAAACAGCAAUAAUUUGUGAUUCAAAUUAUCUUGAUUGAUUUGGCAUGCCUUCACAAUAGAACAUUAAAAAAGUUCCUCUUGCUUUAAUAUUAUACUAAAUUAGAUAUUGUAUAAUUUAAUAUUAUAUAUUACAUUCAAUACAGAAAUACAAACUCCCCUUAUUUUUAAUAUAAGCACACUUAAGCAGUUUGAAGCAGAGGUACGAGAACAACAUGCAUGUGCUGUUGUAUCCUUGGAUUAGCACUAAUACAUCACAGUUGAUGCCACAUUAGUUUGCGGUGUGUUCAAAUGUUAAAAUAAUGCUCUGCUUAAUAAGCCCUAAAAGCACAAGAAAACAAUGCAAUGCAUUAAGAUAUUGAUGUUACAGAUAUAUUGCUGAGUGCAAACUUUGGUCAUUAGAACUUGUUUAAGGAAGCUACGCUUUGUCCCAAGUCAGGAAUCUGGCAUGAUCUGCAUAAAAGUUUGGUUUAAUCAGUGUUUUGAGAAUGCUCCCUGCCAUUUUUGGUCAAAUUUCCAACUGGCUGGGUACAAUUGAGUUAGUGUGUGGUGCCCAAUUAGCAUUUUCACCUACAAACAUACACAUUCUCUAUGAGAUUGAGGUCAUACACAAAUUUGGCCCUAUGCACCUUAAACUUGGCAGUUUAUGACAUGGGAGUAUAACUGUUGUGUUCUAUUUGGACAUGAAGCCCAAAAUUGUGAGCAACAGUUCUGUUUCAUGUAUAUUCAUCCAGGUAUAGAGCUUAUUUACAGUGUCUAAUGAUACUGGUAAUUAAGAUUAUUAUUUUUUUUUUUUGUACAAUCUGGGGAGUGUACUUUAAUAAAGUCCUUCUGGUGUUUGUUAAUAAAUGAUACAAAACGAGUAUAUGUACGAUGUAUCUGAACAUGUGGCAGUUGAUUAUGACCAAAAGGUUAUUGGAAAAAUGUUUUUCAUUGUAACAAAGCACAUUUCUGUUUAUCAAGCCCUAGUGUGAACAUCAGACUGCUUUUGUAAUUUAUUGUUUUGUGUUCCAGGUUAUGCAUGCUGGGGUUUCUUGGGCAUUCUUGUUGAAUGUAUUUAAUUGUGCUAUUGUGCUUAAAUGCUUAUUUCAGUGUUUUAACAGAAAUGGUUUCUGACAUCUUGUGGGUUGGACAGAACAACAGAUUGCAGAUUGCUUAACAUGAUUGUGAGGGGGUGAAGUGCACUCCUAAAAUAGGUUAACUUUGAAACAUUAUAUAGCAAUAAUAAUAAUAAUAAUACACGAUUCCCAUCCCAACUUAAAAUGUAAUUAAUCUUUCACUAUCUGAUUAAAAACAUACAGAUGUAUAAAAGCAUGAUCAGGAUCACAGCAUCUUCUUUUAAUAUCCACUCACCUGUUUAAUGGGAAUCAAAUUAGGACUCAUGAUAGGCAGAUGUGUCCUUGAGUGUCCUUUAGGAAGUAGAAGGAUGAAUAUAGGAUAAAAUGUAUCUUCAAGCCCACCAAUGUGGUUGCCUUCAUCUGCUGCUUCUGAUAUGUAGAGUGUGAAGGUAUCAGUCAGUCUAUAUUGUCUUUGACAAAAGACCAAGUCUCACAGUGGACUGUAUAAAGUAUAACACAGUGACAUGAGGCAGCUCCAGGAUGUGUAUGGCUGUGUGUUUACUCACUAUUUAACUCUCAAUUUAGAAUGAACUUUAUAUAUUGUCUUGUGCUGAACAUAUUGUUUUGAACUGUUUUGCCUAUUAAAUGUGUACUUUGUUGUGGUUGUCAAAUAUAGAUGUGAAAGUUAAUCAUUAAAAAUGGCUAGCAAGAAA
Messenger RNA from Silurus meridionalis, 6416 nucleotides. It is a transcript of the gene map4l, whose product is annotated as microtubule associated protein 4 like. The record is from RefSeq and is a predicted model, not a curated record. The coding region runs from base 137 to 2551 and encodes 804 amino acids. Gene Ontology annotation, molecular function: microtubule binding. Gene Ontology annotation, biological process: neuron projection development; microtubule cytoskeleton organization. NCBI's taxonomy places the organism in Eukaryota, Metazoa, Chordata, Actinopteri, Siluriformes, Siluridae. The transcript is spliced from 15 exons. Gene Ontology annotation, cellular component: neuron projection.